AUGGAAUUAGAGCAUUGGCAGCUUGUUCAAAAUUUUAUUCCUCGUUCAGACAUCUUGAGGAUUGUGCUUAUAGGGGAAACUGGUGCUGGGAAGAGUUCAAGCGGAAAUACCAUCUUUGGAAGAAGAGUGUUCACGACUAAAUCUUCUGAUAGAGACAUCAGUGUUGGUUGUGUACAGGACAUCACAUGUCAUAAUGGUCAAUGGCUGUCUAUCGUGGAUACACCAGGGUUUUUUGACCCCAAUAAAUCCAAUGUGGAGGUGGAGAGAGAGAUCGCUAAUGGCGUAGCAUUAGCUGCUCCUGGUCCUCACGUGUUACUGCUAGUACUUCGACCAGACGGAAUCAAAUACAAAGAACAAACAGAACGGGAAACUGUGAAAAUGAUUGAGAAGAUUUUUGGGAAAGGGGCAUUGUGUUAUACUAUGGUCCUGUUCACCCAUGGAGAUGAUCUGGGGCAUGGCAGGACAAUAAAAGAAUUGAUUGAUCUGGAACAUGGCAAGACCAUAGAAGAUUUCAUUGAUCAAAGUCCAGAUCUCGGUGCCCUUAUCAGUCAGUGUGGUGGAGGGUACCAUGUCUUCAACAACAGAGACGAGGAUCCGUCUCAGGUCAGAGAGCUGCUGAAGAAGAUCAACACAAUGGUGCAGAGUAAUGGAGGAAUGUUGAGUACCGGUAUCUGA
Messenger RNA from Engraulis encrasicolus (European anchovy), 675 nucleotides. Its product is annotated as GTPase IMAP family member 9-like. Gene Ontology annotation, molecular function: GTP binding. The transcript has 3 exons. The record is from RefSeq and is a predicted model, not a curated record. Bases 1 to 675 code for a protein of 224 amino acids. NCBI's taxonomy places the organism in Eukaryota, Metazoa, Chordata, Actinopteri, Clupeiformes, Engraulidae.